UGCUUUCAGUGUUAUUAACGAUUUCAUACGUUCCAGUCGCUAUUCUAGGCUGCCUAAUUCGAAUUUAAAUAAUUAAGGAAAUAUACUCAAAAUGAUGUCAUUAAAGGAAUUAGUGCAAAUAAUCGUAAUCCAUGCAAGCUUCUUUCUAUUUUACUCCUCGGCAUUCAUUUUCUAUUGGUAUAUAAUUAAAGGAUUGAUCUUUGGCAGUUUACUUGUUAAAACAGUGAUCUGUGUAUAUAUAAUAUAUAUACUGAUUAACUACCAUGUAUACCACAGCGCCUACGAUGGCAAUGGUCCCGUAUUUUUACGUUCGAAGUACUUUUUUGGCUUCAUGCGUGGAUAUUUUCCUGUAGAAAUACGGAAGACCGCAGAGAUUCCACCAAAUCGAAAUUAUAUCCUAGCAUAUUUUCCGCAUGGACUGCUGACCAUCGGUUUAUCCAUAAAUUUAUUGCACGAUAUACAACCAUUUCUGCGUUUAUUCCCCGGCAUACGGCCGAAGGUCGCCACUUUGAAUGUUAAUUUCUGGACACCGGUGCUACGUGAAAUAUGGCGUUGGUUUGGCUAUAUACCAGUAUCGAAGCAGUCAUUGCUAUACUAUUUAAAUAAAUCAAAUGAUGCCGAACAUCCGGAUAACGCCGACGGUUACACAUCGUAUAUGGUGGGCUUGUCAGUGGGCGGCGCACAAGAAUCGCAGCUUACCGAACCGGGCAAGUAUACGAUUCUGUUGAAGAAACGUUUCGGCUUUGUGAAAUUGGCCAUACAAACGGGUUCACCAAUUGUGCCAUCCUUUGGAUUCGGCGAAAAUGAUUUAUAUACGAUACUGGACAAAUCCUGGUUUCGACCAAUACAAAGGUUUCACAAAAAAUAUUUCGGCUAUGUACCUGUCUUAAUGAAGGGUCGUUUCAAUUUCGUUUUGCCUUACAAAAAGCGUGUAACGCUUGUGGUCGGCAGUCCGAUUGAUGUCAAGCGUACUACCAAUCCGGAUCCAGCAUAUGUCGCAGAGAUACACGCAAAAGUCGUCGAAGCUGUACGUGAAAUCUUUGAGACUUACAAAAGUGAAUAUAUUGAGAAUAGCGAAAAUGUGGAAUUGGUAGUAACGUGAAUAUAUCUAUUUUUUUAUUAAAACUUUAUGUAGUUGAUAUUAAUUACAUUUGCCGUAUUAAAACCAUUUUCGAAAUCGUUUUUCUUCAUUUA
Messenger RNA from Zeugodacus cucurbitae (melon fly), 1194 nucleotides. RefSeq names its product diacylglycerol O-acyltransferase 2. Lineage: Eukaryota; Metazoa; Arthropoda; Insecta; Diptera; Tephritidae. The record is from RefSeq and is a predicted model, not a curated record. The coding region runs from base 92 to 1102 and encodes 336 amino acids. Gene Ontology annotation, cellular component: endoplasmic reticulum membrane. The transcript has 6 exons. Gene Ontology annotation, molecular function: diacylglycerol O-acyltransferase activity. Gene Ontology annotation, biological process: triglyceride biosynthetic process.